Molecule: messenger RNA, 3758 nt
Organism: Tyto alba (common barn owl)
Lineage: Eukaryota; Metazoa; Chordata; Aves; Strigiformes; Tytonidae
Gene: IL23R
Product: interleukin 23 receptor
Biological process (GO): cytokine-mediated signaling pathway
Cellular component (GO): external side of plasma membrane; membrane
Molecular function (GO): protein binding; cytokine receptor activity
Source: RefSeq, a predicted model, not a curated record
UGCUGAUGCUUCUCGCCGCGCUCGGCAGCCCCGGCCACAGCAGGAGGCAGAGGGGCCCGGCAGCACAUGUCUUGAGAAACAGCAAGGACCGCGCCACGCGUGGGCGCCGGCCGCGGUGUGGGCCAUGGCGAGCUCCGGCGAGGUUUUGGCACUCCAGGUCCUGCUCUGCUGCCUGUGCGGAGGUGUGGCAAACAUCAAGUGCUCAGGGCACGUCUGGAUCGAGCCGGCGCCGGUGGUGCGGAUGGGCUCCGACAUCUCCAUCAACUGCCUCUCCACCCUCGGCUGCCCCUGGGCCAAGUUCUUCAUCUUCCUCAACUACAGCCCCGCCGAGGGUCCCCUGCACCCCCUCAACAGCAGCACCGUCCAGCUCCGGCUGCGCGAUUUUCGGAUGCCCGUCGGGGCCGUCGCCUGUUUCGUCAGCUGCCCCAACACCCAGAGUCGCUGGCUGGUGUGCGGCGCCGACGUCCUGGCCGGCUACCCCCCGGACCCCCCCCGGAACCUGAGCUGCAGCAUCCACGAGCACUCGGGGCGGCUGGCGUGCAUGUGGGACGCGGGGCGACCCACCCACCUACGCACCCACUACGCCCUCCACCUGCGCAGCGCGGGGACGGUGGAUGGUGCUGAGGAGGAAGAGGAGGAGGAGGAGGAGGUUUUCCCCGCCGGCUCGCCGGUGCCGCUGAGCGCGCUGCGCGGCGGGACCCGCUACUCGGCGUGGGUGCAGGCCAGCAACGCGCUGGGCGCUGCCCGCUCGGCCCCUCGGCUCCUCGACCUGCGGGAGCUGGUGGUGCCCGCUUUGCCCCUGGCCGCCGGCGCUGAGACGACGGAGACGUCGCCUCCCACCACCACCGUCCUCUGGAGGAGGCAGACGCUGCUGGAGAACGUGCGCUGCGAGGAGCGGCACAAAGCCGCGGGCGCCUCGGCAUGGCAUGUGGAGGCGUGGGACGGUGCGGCACAGCACGGGCCCCGCUCGCGGCACGACCUGCAGAGCAACACCCGGUACGUGUUCCAGGCGAGGUGUCGGCUCAGCCCCACCGACAGCCCCUGGAGCGCCUGGACCCCCCCUUUUCUCUACACCACCCCCGAGGCAGCCCCUGCCGUGGCACCCGACGUCUGGCGGCGCCUGGGCCCGGCCUUCCCGAACGGCAGCCACGAGGUGACGGUCUUGAUCAAGCCCCUGCCGCCCCGAGAUGCCCGUGGGAGGAUCGUGGGCUACGCCGUGGUCGCCGAGAGCCCCGGGGGAACCCGGCUCCUCUGCAACACCUCCAGCACAUCCUGCAGCCUCCUGGUACCCCGGGGAACCCGCGCCCUCCGCGUCACCGCUCACAACUCCAAGGGGGCUUCCAGCCCCGCCAGCAUCCCGCUCGGCCGGGAUGCCGGUGGCCGGGAAGAGUUCCCAGCACCGGCGGCCCUGGAGGUCAAGGCUGAGAACCAGAGCAGGGUCUCGGUGGCCUGGCAACCCCCCCGCCGCAGCGGGAGGUCCCCACUCUGGUUCAUAGUGGAGUGGGUUUCCACCGCCCGGUAUAGCCAGGAGGAGCAAUAUUUUUGGAAGAAAGUCCCGUACCAAGAAACACACACGUACAUCCAAGAAGAGGCAAUAGCAGAAGGUCACAUCAAUGUGUCGGUAUACGCAGUCUACGCCGAUGGAGUCAGCAAACCAAGCUCUGGCCAAGUGCCUUCAGAGGACCAUCUCCUGGGCAGCACCUACAGCGAGAUCCCCCAUGACGAUGACAUCGGAGUUUUCCUGGGGCUGGGCGCCAGCGUGGUCAUAUUAUCGGUGGUUUUUGUAAUUCUGAUGCUUAAAAAAUCAGCCAGGAGAAGAUUUAAGGCCACUGUUGUAUCGCUCUUGCCAAAAUGGCUGUUUGAAGACUUUCCCCACAUGGAAAACAGCAACGUGGUAAAGUCACUCCAGGAAAAGAGUGAUUUCACGAGUAACAGUUUCCACGAGCCGUUCUUGGACACCAGUGACCCCACAGUUAUGGAAAUCGAGGAGGUGCCGGUGCACGAGGAGUGCAAGGACGUGGCCACCAAAAAGAAGCCCAGCAGAGAGGUCCCCGAGGACGGGGAGCGCCGGGGGAGCACAUCCCCUGCCAGCAUCGUGACCCCCGAGCAGAUCAGUGACUACAAACCUCAGGUGUCCGACGGGAACCCGCUGGGGUACGUCGCUGCCAAUAUUUACCAAACACAGCCCCCAGCACCCCUCCCAGAACCGGAGAUGAACGUCUUCUUCCGAGACUACACGAGCCCCAUUCCCCACCUGUGGGACGGGGAGGGAGGGGGGGACCCCGUCUGCCUGCUGAAGAAGAUCAACCUCAUCCUAAACAACAGCCGGAGCGGGCAAAGCCACGCGUUCGGCUCAGCUCAGGGGGGGCACGGGUCCCCCCCGGAGAGCCAGUGGGGACACGCGCUGGGCAGCGAUGCUCAAGAGCAAACGCUGGUCCCCGACGAGCUCGUCUCCUGCCUGAGAGCCACGAACGGGGAGUCGCUGGAUAUAAAGACCUGCUUCCCGCAAGGCAUCGGGAGGUUAUUUUGAGGGAAGUUGCAGCUGUGAUUAAAAAAACCCGAAGCGACGACCGCGGCACAGAUCAGCCUCUGAGAUUGCAAACAGCAGAACUGGAGCAAAACCCCACAUCUGACAUUUGCCCUCUUUCUUGACUACAAAUUCUUGUGGCUGCCUGGAACGCUUUGGCCAGUAAAUCAAACUGUUAAACUUACCUCAUACUGUCACAAGCAUAAAAACCAUAAAACUUGGAUUCCUGUAAGAACUGAAAUACAGAGCAGGUGAUUUUUGCAGAAUGUAAUAUGCUUCAAUUAUAAUUCAAAGUCAUUCUCUUGUUAAAUGCUUGGAGUAUCUCAACCCUGGAGCUGAUUGCAGUUAAGAUGGAUAAAAUGAUCCCUGAGACAUCCUGACUGAAUUGUGUAAAAUAUCUUGGGAUCAUUCCUAAUGAAAAGACACUACACCGGGGAGGAUUUCUAUAUCGUACAGCAGACAGGGGUACCAGGACCAAGAAAUCUUCUCUGUAUGACAGAAUAGCCCAAUUUCACAUUUUCCCUCCCAUUCAAUAAUAAAAACUACAUCAGGUAAGAGCAAGCCUUCGUCAUCUUCCAGGCUGAAUUAAAGUCUCUCUAAAUUGGUCACAGGGCAGAUUCUUUGUGUGUGUGAAGGAUUUAUCAUCUCCUCACAGCAGCUUGCCGGCCUCAGCCUCACGAAGCAGAACAUGGCACAGCGACAGAGCAUUUGUCUGGCACAUGACAGGGAAUUUUGGAUCUUAUGAAAUACAGAAAGUGAAAUACAGGAGUCUCCUUCUUGCUGAACGGUUGUGAAAUGAUUGAAAUUCUGCCUGGGACUGCAGAGGUGGUCUUGCAAAAUGCCUCUAAAGCAACCCGAAACUCCCUGGAAAUGCGAGAGGUUGGAUUACAAGGCGAUUUUUAAGGAAACGCUCCGGGUGUUUUUAAGGAAUACAGCCACAAAAGGUGUUCACGAUCCUCAAUUGCGCUCAACGCUCUUCGCAGGCUUUGCUCUGCCCGUCCUUCUCUCCUACCUUCGAGCCUCUCUUUACAAUAAGCAGCACGCAGAGCCCCUGAGCUCCAUACCUGUAGGUGUGAUUCCUGCUCACGGAGGAGCCUGCGUGGCUCACAGGGUGCUGGGGGGCUGAGCUGGCCGUGGGUAGGGCCGGGAAUAUUCGCAGGGAAUGUGUCCUGUAAGAAUGACGUUAACACCGGCGCAUUAAAAGCCAAAAGGAUCGUCUGGCUGGGCAUUA